Messenger RNA from Megalopta genalis, 772 nucleotides. RefSeq names its product ribosomal protein S8 (gene RpS8). NCBI's taxonomy places the organism in Eukaryota, Metazoa, Arthropoda, Insecta, Hymenoptera, Halictidae. Gene Ontology annotation, molecular function: structural constituent of ribosome. Gene Ontology annotation, cellular component: ribosome. The record is from RefSeq and is a predicted model, not a curated record. Gene Ontology annotation, biological process: translation.
CAAGCGGCCACUCGCAGCGUUAGCGUUCUACGCGAGUUAUGCUCUGCACCUUGCACGGUUAGCGACCAUUUCCGUUUUUCCUCCUUUGAAGUGAAUGAGGCACGAUGGGUAUUUCCCGUGAUCAUUGGCAUAAAAGGCGAGCAACUGGUGGGAAAAGGAAACCUAUCCGAAAGAAGAGGAAGUUUGAAUUAGGACGGCCAGCUGCAAACACUAAACUCGGAGCUCAACGUAUUCAUACGGUACGUACACGAGGAGGUAACAAGAAGUACAGAGCGCUUCGGUUAGACACAGGGAACUUCUCAUGGGGUUCUGAGUGUACUACGAGGAAAACUCGUAUUAUUGACGUUGUUUACAAUGCGUCAAACAACGAAUUAGUGAGAACUAAGACUUUAGUGAAGAAUGCAAUUGUGACAAUAGACGCAACACCUUUCAGACAAUGGUAUGAAAGCCAUUAUGUGUUGCCCCUUGGCCGUAAGAGAGGUGCAAAAUUGACCGAAGCUGAAGAAGAAGUUUUAAAUAAGAAACGUUCAAAGAAAGCUGAAGCUAAAUACAAGACGAGACAAAGGGUUGCCAAAGUAGAACCUGCUCUGGAAGAGCAAUUUGCAACGGGACGUGUGCUUGCUUGUAUAGCAAGUCGACCUGGACAAUGUGGCCGUGCUGAUGGCUACAUCCUUGAAGGAAAAGAAUUGGAGUUUUACAUGAGAAAAAUUAAGAGCAAAAAAGCUAAAUAAUCAUGUAACCACAGUGAAUAAAUCUGUAAACAAAACGAAAA